AUAAACGACUGGUGGCCUUAGUGCCCAUGCACAGUGACCCCCCGUUCAAUACCCGAAGAGCCUACACCAGUGAGGAUGAAGCCUGGAAGUCAUAUUUGGAGAAUCCCCUGACGGCGGCCACCAAGGCGAUGAUGAGCAUUAAUGGUGAUGAGGACAGUGCUGCUGCCCUGGGCCUGCUGUAUGACUACUACAAGGUUCCUCGAGACAAGAGGCUGCUAUCUGUAAGCAAAGCAAGUGACAGCCAAGAAGAGCAGGAUAAAAGAAACUGUCUUGGCACCAGUGAAGCCCAGAGUAAUUUGAGUGGAGGAGAAAACCGAGUGCAGGUCCUAAAGACUGUUCCAGUGAACCUUUCCCUAAAUCAAGACCACCUGGAGAAUUCGAAACGGGAACAGUACAGCACAAACAUCUCUGAGAGCCCAGCCAUCAUCCCCGUAUCAGGAAUCACAGUGGUGAAAGCUGAAGAUUUUACACCCGUUUUCAUGGCCCCACCCGUGCACUAUCCCCGGGGAGACGGUGAGGAGCAACGUGUGGUUAUCUUUGAACAGACUCAAUAUGGCAUGCCCUCCAUGGCCAGCCACAGCACCUACCUCAAGGAUGACCAGCGCAGCACCCCAGACAGCACUUACAGCGAGAGCUUCAAGGAUGGAACCACAGAGAAAUUCCGGAGUGCUUCAGUUGGGGCUGAGGAGUACAUGUAUGACCAGACAUCAAGAACAAUCCCUGUGGAAUACUCUGGCACUUCCAGCAAAAUUAAGCCACGGGAAACUGAUUACAAGGAGAGCUUUAAUACGAUUGGAAACAUCGAGGAGAUUGCAUAUAAUGCUGUUUCCUUCACCUGGGACGUGAACGAAGAGGCGAAGAUUUUCAUCACUGUGAAUUGCCUGAGUACAGAUUUCUCCUCCCAGAAAGGGGUGAAAGGACUUCCUUUGAUGAUUCAGAUUGAUACGUACAGUUAUAAUAAUCGUAGCAAUAAACCCAUUCAUAGAGCUUACUGCCAGAUCAAGGUCUUCUGCGACAAAGGAGCAGAAAGGAAAAUCCGAGACGAAGAGAGGAAGCAGAACAGGAAGAAGGGGAAAGGCCAGGCCUCCCAAACCCCCUGCAACAACUCCUCUGAUGGGAAGUUGGCGGCGAUACCUUUACAGAAGAAGAGUGACAUCACCUACUUCAAAACGAUGCCUGACCUGCACUCACAGCCGGUCCUCUUCAUACCUGAUGUUCACUUUGCAAACCUGCAGAGGACGGGACAGGUGUAUUACAACACGGAUGAUGAACGAGAAGGCAGCAGUGUCCUUGUUAAACGGAUGUUCAGGCCCAUGGAAGAGGAAUUUGGUCCAGCACCUUCUAAGCAGAUGAAAGAAGAAGGGAUGAAGCGAGUGCUGCUGUACGUGCGGAAGGAGACGGACGAUGUGUUCGACGCUUUGAUGUUGAAAUCCCCCACUGUGAAGGGCCUGAUGGAAGCGAUAUCUGAGAAGUAUGGGCUGCCUGUGGAGAAGAUCACAAAGCUUUACAAGAAAAGCAAAAAAGGGUAAGAAAGAAACUUUAACUGACUUCGAAAUCAGAUCAGUCUACAUGGUGCCUUUAACAAAAAAGAUGGUGCCUACCUUUUGUUAGUUCUGUUGUCCACCUUUUAUAGAAAUUGUGUGUCAUCCUUACAAAGGAUUGCUGAGCCGCUUGCAAAUUGAAGGCAUUUUGAAGAUCUUAGUAAGAGAGGGAGGGAAGGAGACAGUGCAUUGUCACGAUGCUGGCUGAGACGUCCCAUUCCAAGGACAGGAUGAGCCGGUGGAAUAUAAGGGUCCAGAAGUGGUGAGGACACUGGGGAGAGAGGGGCAAAGUCACCCCUCUGCAGAGAACUGGGUUUAUAAAGAAUCACAUGCUGCUCUUGGGAUUGGUUUCAGGAUGACACAGUAAGAACAGGAAGCGUUCAGGGUGAAGAGAAUUUUUCUGAGGGAAUUAUUAACCAAAUGAUCUAAAUGAUCAUUGGACCUGCUUGUUCUCAGUGUUAAGAACAAUACCUCGGGCACCUGGGUGGCUCAGUUGGUUAAGCGACU
This is a messenger RNA of Leptonychotes weddellii (Weddell seal), 2048 nucleotides long. The record is from RefSeq and is a predicted model, not a curated record. Lineage: Eukaryota; Metazoa; Chordata; Mammalia; Carnivora; Phocidae.